GGGGGCGGGACGUAGGAAGAAGAAGAAGAAGAAGAAGAAGAAGAGUGGCGUGAGCGCAUGAGAAGAGGCUGGAAGACUUUUAAAAAAAGUCUGUCUCGGUGCGGGGAAAGUCACGUCAAAGCUCAGCAGGCAACAUGUCGAACGGCGACGAAGAUGCGGCCGAAGCGGAGUAAGAGGCAGCGGAGAGUUCACCGAAGAAGUUACUGAAAGAGUGAAAGCGCUUCUCCGCUUGAGUCGGACCGUCGACCGCCUUUCCAAAAUACCCCCCCGCCCUCAACUCAGAGCGGGCGAGAAAUAGAAGCUCCACCACCCGCCCUAGCCCCGGACUUCAGCCGGAGAGCGAGCCCUCCCGGUCGGCUUCGUGUCACAAGUUGUCCCGGGGUGGCGACGGAAGAAAAAGCCCGACCCCGUUUGGCGGAGUUUCUCCAACUUUUUUAGCAGGAAGAAUGAAGACACCUGGAGAUAGCGGGUUCGCCUUCCCUGACUGGGCCUACAAGCCAGAGUCCAGCCCGGGUUCCAGGCAGAUCCAGCUGUGGCACUUUAUCCUGGAGCUUCUGAGGAAAGAGGAGUACCACGAUGUCAUCGCCUGGCAGGGGGACUAUGGCGAGUUUGUCAUCAAGGACCCAGACGAGGUGGCCCGGCUCUGGGGGGCCAGGAAGUGCAAACCCCAAAUGAAUUACGAUAAACUGAGCAGAGCACUGAGAUACUACUACAACAAGAGGAUCCUCCACAAGACCAAAGGCAAGAGGUUCACCUACAAGUUCAACUUCAAUAAACUGGUGUUGGUCAACUACCCCUUCAUCGACAUGGGCUCCACUGGAAACGGUGUCCCUCAGAGCGCACCGCCUGUCCCAACCGGUGCAGGGACCCACUUCCGUUUCCCGCCAUCAACGCCCUCGGACGUUCUCUCCCCGAACGAGGACCUGCGCAGCCCGGGCGGCCUGUACAGCUCGGUGACCCGCCGGGUGGCGCGUGGCUCUGUGAGCGACUGCAGCGACGGCACUUCUGUCAAUUCUGAGAUAGAUGAUGGUAAUGCAGGUGGGGGGGAGGAGAGGGGGGAAAGGGUAUUGGGCGGAGGAGGGCCUGGUGGAGGAGGAGGGGGCUACAGGAGUAUCAUCCAUCCCCGCUUGACUCAUGAAUCUCUGUUCCGUAUCUACGGAGGAGCGGGCAACCCUGGUGGUCACCCGGGAACCCGUGGUCCCGGCGGGCACCGUAUCCACCCUGACUCCUUGUCCCCCUUCCCUGUGUCCCCGCUGCCUGGGCCAGGGGGAGCAGGGCUCCUGGCCCCCCCUCUAUCCCCUGCACUAAGCAUGACCCCCACAUCUCAUCUCUACACUCCCUCUCCCACUCUGUCCCCCAUGCUGGGCUCCCACUUUUCCUUCAACCCAGAGGACAUGAAGCGCUACCUGCAGGCCCACACCCAGUCGGUGUACAACUACGGGCUCAGCCCCCGGGCAUUCUUGCAGUACCCUAACAUCGUCAUCCCUCAACCUCACAGACCCGCCGCCGACAAGGUAGGUCUGAACAGCGACCAAGCAGCGGCGGAGAGAGCAGCGGUGGGAGAGAGGGGAGGCGGGCGACACCACCACAACCCUCUGUCCCACUCCGCCCACCACCACCCGCAUCCUCCUCAUUCUGCCCAUCCUCACCCCCAUUCUCACCCGAUACACCACGCACUCCACUUGGGUGAGGAGCCCCCACACAUGUCGCCCUUCAAGUUCAAGCUGCAGCCACCGCCGCUGGGCCGGAAGCAGCGGGACGGACAGAGUCUGAAUAAAGUCAGACAGAGCUCGCUCUCCUCAGGCUCGGGAUCCGGGUCCAUGUCGUCCACCUCUGGCCUCGGCUCUUCGCUGUCAUUUGGCAGUGACCUGAGUUCGGCGAGCGGCUCGGGGCUCAUCUCUGCCUCCUCUUCAACACAGUCCCUCAACAGUGCGGGCCUUCCCAAGAUAAAGGUGGAGCCCAUUUCAGACAUCGAGUCAGAGGAAGAAGUGGAGGUGACUGACAUCAGUGAUGAAGACCCAGAUGAACGAGAUGAAGACUUUGAGCUCUUCGCCCCUCGCCUUUCCAGGGUCGCAAACCACCACCACUACCCCCACCUUUCUAACGGCUCAGCUGCCCACCCGCACCCGUCCCAUCCAGAUGAGGACGUGGAUGAAGAUGUUUUCAAAGCACCCGCUCCGCCUCCACCCGGCCUCAUGCCUUUCUUCACCUCGCACCACGGAUACUCCAACGCUCACCGCGGUCCACCCACCCUUAAGACGGAGCCCAGUGAGCCAGCAGACGGGAGCCCUCCCCUGCCCCAGAUGGCGGCUCCCCAGACCAAGUGCAUACCCCUCAAGCUGCGCUUCAAGAGGCGCUGGAGCGAAGACCAGCGCAUGGAGGCCUCGCAGGAGGAGUCGGACGACAAGAAAGUUCGGCCACAGGAGCAGAGGGAAAGUCAAACUAACGGGCGCAUGGAGACGCAGGAGGAGGGGGCCGGCGGUGGGGAAAGGAACAGCCCUCCUCCGAUGACAUACGAAAGCUCUUUAGCCACACCUUUGGCUUCACUUAGGAAGGUGAGUGCUGACCUACAUCGUGCUACCGCUCAGCUGUCUCUGGAGAACAAAGACAGCUGAUUGGAUGGAACAAGUGAGGAUUUUCAAGAGCUUGUAAAUGGUUCCUCUCACGUGCAAAGUUCCCUGAUUUUAACACCUUCGCACACCUCAAAGACCGCCUUACUAUGACUCUACCAGAUCCCCAGCAGGUUCUCUGGAUCGGGAAUUCUUUUGGGACGCAUCAUUUGGGAGGAAGGAGACUAAGAUUCAACUGUCCCAGGAACUGUAAAGCCAUGUUUUCACUGAGCAGUACGGUUCAGUUCAGAUCACCAGGGUAUGUUUUGAAAUCCUUUAUCUGGCUUCUUUGUGUGUGUUGGUAACCAGGUCAGUUACGUCCAUUCCUUAUGUCACAACCAAUUCUGUCAACCGAUAAACAGACUGUCCACUCUUUAGGAACCAUACCCUAAAGUAAGGUUGCCCAAAAGUGUUCAAUUGCAGAAAAUCUUUUACCACUUUCAACAAAGUAAAAAGACAGACUCCUGCGUACCAAACCAAGUAGAAUUGAACAGUACUGCUUGGUGGAAAGCGGCAUGAACUGGGCUGCAAUCAGACAGAUAACUCUUUCAAGGAUCUUUACCUCCCACCUGGCCAGUGAAGCUCCAAAGUGCAGCUCCCGUCUUUGAAACCCACCCCCGUAUCUGUCAGUUUUCCUCAGGGGACCCGUUUUCCCUUUAACCUAUACCCACCGCCUCCCUUAACCUGCCGUGCUACCAUAUGUAAAUAGAGGACUUUGACAAGUGCCUGUAUUUACAACCCCUCAGCCCCCGGAUGCAGGACUUGUAUCAAGGGAUGGAAAGGAAAGUGGGUCUUCAAGACUGGAGGAUGGGGCUGUUGGGCGCCGACAUCUCUUAAGACCCCGGCCCGCUCUCUGCUCAGGGAAGCCCGUCGCUGUACGGUUAUUGGACUGGUGUACAUAAACAAACAGAAAAGUCAGCUGUGAAAUGGACUUGUGGUUACAGACUCUUCGUCCUGUCCUCGCUGCUUUCUCCCUGCUGUCUCUCUUUUGCGGACCACUGAGAACAUUUGAACCUUGCUUUUGCUCUCGUGUGUUGUUGAAGCAGCAGAGAACCCGCGUUCACCAGCCUAAGCUUGUUUAACAAUCAUAACACACAGUAGUGUUCAAUCAAGCCGACCAGCAAAUGACACACAAACAUGCACAAACACUGCCUUUAGUUCUUUCACACACCUUUCGCUCUUUCUCCUUAUCCAGGUCAGGGAUUUCCAAAGUGUGAUGCCCAGAAGACCUCAGUUUGAGAAGAAUAAACAUUAAACCUGCUAAGGUAAUCUCAUUUACAUCAAAGGAUGCUAAGGUAAUCUCAUUUACAUCAAAGGCUAAAUUCCAGAUUUUUAGUUCCUACAUUGACUGCGUUUCUACUCACUAAAUUUAAUCUGAUUUCUCAAAUAAUUGGGCUCAAAAGAAGCAUUCUAGGGUCCUUGGAAACACCUUAAUCUGAUUGUGUUUAGUUUUUAAAAAGUCAAGACUAACACACCUGGAUUAUGCGAUUAGAAGCCAGAUCUCUCAAGUGGACCCUCCAGGAUCCCGUUCAAUGAAAACAUAGGAAUGAGGGAUGAAGAGGAGGCUGUUUAUUGGCUUCACAAAUUAAAAGAAUGGAAUAUUUUAAAGUGCAUCGAUGGAAGGAACAAAAUAAACUUGGAUUUAUUUAAGAAGGUAGCUCAGGAAAUGGAGAAUGCCGGCUUCAUUCAAACUCCCAAACAAAUACGAGUGGGAUCUUGGAAGAGAAGCAGGUAUAUUAAAGGCAAAGAAGAAGGCGUACACAAAACUUUAAAGUGAUCAGCAACAACUCUGUAUUCCACACAACUGGCAACAAUAGCAACCCUCAUUUAAGGCGGUAUCGAACAAACUGUGUUUUUCUUCGGACUUAGAACUCCUUCCAUCAAUCCAUAGAAUUUACUGAAUGAACUUCGAGACAUACGAAAGUUUUCUUUCCAUUCUCCGUCCAAAAAUUCCUUCAAAACAUUUCUCUCCACCAGUCUUUGCUUCGGACCCGCUUCCAAGCCAACAAUUGCCAGACUUUCUUAGAAGUGCUGUCUUGUUUGUGGCACAGUCUUUGAUCUUGUUCCUGAUGCUGUCUGCUAUUUGACAUCAGCAUAGCCAGUAGACUUAGACAAACUUUAAUGAUCCACAAGGGAAAUUGUUCAACACAGUAGCUCAGUUACAAUGAUGGAAAGUGUAAGGAUGGAAAGGACAAUGCAGGUAUAAAUAGACUAAAUAUAGCGAUAUAAAAUAUAACAUAUAUACGAAUAUAUACAUAAUGUGUACAGUAUAUUAUAUAUACAGAUAUAUUAUAUUAUGUCUAUAACAUAUGUACAAUAUAUAACAAUGACAAUGUACAAUAUUACAGUAUAUGUGACAGCAGCAGCAUAAAAUAGAGCGUAGAUCCGUAAUUAGAUACGUAAUAUUGGUCAUCUGUGCCAAUAUUACAGUGGACAUCAGGUACAACAGGAACUGGGCUGUUGACUUAGAUGCCAUGUUUUGGUAUGAGGUCUUAGGUCAACUGGACAAGCAAUACGUUUAUCCACGCUAAAAUGAAAUAAGCGCCCCCCAGUGUACGGGAGGCAUACGGCGUAUGGAAACUGAGACUUCCAUAUUAUAUUCCAAAUCAAACUAUUUGAGAAAUCAGACUAAUUUAGGGCAUGGAAACCUGGUCACCGUGGAAAAAAAACGCAGAAAUUCAGUUUUCCGGGAAGUAGUAGUGUAUUUUAUUCUGCGCCACACUUUGAAAACUCCCUGCUGUGAAGUUUCCUGAGACUUGGAACAAUGUUAAAGUUAAGUUAAAGUACUCGUGAUUGUCUCACACACACACACUAGGUGUGGCGAAAUUAUUCUCUGCAUUUGACCCAUCACCCUUGAUCACCGCCUAGGAGGUGAGGGGAGCAGUGAGCAGUAGCAGUGGCCGCCCCCGGGAAUCAUUUUUUGGGUGAUUUAACCCCCAAUUCCAACUCUUGAUGCUGAGUGUCAAGCAGGGACCCAUGUCAUGUUUUGUCUGAAGGAAAAGAGGCGACGCUUCAGAUUUCUUCACGUUUUUAGGCGACAUGGAAUGUUACAAAUGUUUUUGCUCGCAAAGACUUGCGCCCAGGCCGGGUUAAGGUUUCGAUUAUCAACAAAGCUGCCACCCUGUCUCCGAUCUUUGCGGAAACUGGGACUUCACAUUUAGGUGUAGAAAUACAAAAAAAUCUAACUAUUUGAGAAGUCAGACUAACUUAGUGCAUGGAAACGUAGUCACCGUGGAGAAAACCACAAAAAUCUGCAGAAAUUCAGUUUUCCGGAAAGUAGUCGACUAUUUUAUUCUGCGCCACACUUGGAAAACUCCCUGCUGUGAAGUGUCCUGAGAUUUAAAACAAUGUCGUGUUUUGUCAGAUUCCUUCUCGUUUUUAGGAGACAUCGAAGCACGGUACAAAUGUUUUGCCCGCAAAGACUUGCCCCUGAAACGCUGAAGAAGACGCCAUCUUUUCAGGCCGGGUUAAGGUUUUGAUUUCCAGCAAAGUUGCCAUCCUGUCUCCGAUCUUUGCAUAAACUGGGACUUCACAUUUAGGUGUAAAAAUACCAAAAAAUCGGAACUAUUUGAGAAGUCAGUCUAAUUUAGUGCAUGGAAACGUAGUCACCGUGGAGAAAAACCACAAAAAUCUGCAGAAAUUCCGUUUUCCGGGAAGUAGUAGAGUACCGUAUUUUCCGCACCAUAAGCCGCCCCGUGUUGUAAGCCGCACCUUCAAUGAAUGGCAUAUUUCAAAACUUUGUUUACCUAUUAGCCGCUCCGUGUUAUUAGCCGCACCUACGCUACGCUAAAGGGAAUGUCAACAAAACAGUCAGAUAGGUCAGUCAAACUUUAAUAAUAUAUUACAAACCAGCGUUCUAACAACUCUGUUCACUCCCAAAAUGUAAUGUGCAAAUGUGCAAUCACAAAAAUAGUAACACUCAAAAUAGUGCAGAGCAAUAGCAACAUCAAUAACUCAACGUUGCUCAUACGUUAGUGUCACACAACAAGCAAAAUAAACAUUUAAAGCUCACUUUCUGAAGUUAUUACUCAUCCACAAAUCCCUCGAAUUAUUCUUCUUCUUCGGUGUGCUUCACUUGUUUUUUGACACCAUCUGUGAUGUGGACGCGCAUGCAGUCGUAGAUCAACAGGAACGGCGCUGCGUGAAAAAAGUCACCCGGUCUCUUCGCUCAUCUUUUCUUCAUCCAUCCAUCCCUUCGAGUUAGCUUUUAUGAUGACGCCGGCUGGAAAGUUCUCUUUUGGCAAGGUCUUCCUUUUGAAUAUCACCGUGGGUGGAAGUUUCUGGCCGUUAGCAUGGCAAGCUAAAACCACAGUAGGACGACUUCUCAUUCCCUGUGGUGCGAAUAUUCACCGUACGUGUUCCCGUUGUAUCCGCAGUGCGGUUCACAGGAAUAUCAAAAGUCAGCGGAACCUUGUACGCGUGUCUCUUAGUAGGAGACAUUUUGUGGUCUUUACAGAAACACACAAAUGAAAUGAAACGUAAUAUCCGCGCGCUUCUUCUUCUACGGGGGCGGGUGCUCACCUUGGCGGUUGCUUACAGUAGAAGAAGAAGCGCUUCCUCUUCUAUGGGGGCGGUUGCUUACCGUAGAAGAAGAAGCGCUUCCUCUUCUACGGGGAAAAAAGAUGGCGGCUGUUUACCGUAGUUGCGAGACCUAAACUUUAUGAAAAUAAAUAUUAAUAUUAAUCCAUAUAUAAGGCGCACCGGGUUAUUAGCCGCACUGUCAGCUUUUGAGAAAAAUUUUGUUUUUUAGGUGCGGCUUAUGGUGCGGAAAAUACGGUAUUUUAUUCUGCGCCACACUUGGAAAACUCCCUGCUGUGAAGUUUCCUGAGACUUGAAACAAUGUCGUGUUUUGUCUGAAGGAAAAGAAGCGACGCUUCAGAUUUCCUCUCGUUUUUAGGCGACAUGGAAUGUUACAAAUGUUUUUGCCCGCAAAGACUUGCCCCUGUAACAUUGAAGAAGGCGCCAUCUUUUCGGGCCGGAUUAAGGUUUCGAUUUUCAGCAAAGCUGCCAUCCCGUCUCCGGUCUUCCCAACCUUUGUGGCCCCUGGUCACCCACGAUCCAGGCGUGUUUGAUUAUUAGUGAAACUGUAAUCCAGUCUUUCGCUCCCAAGACCAGUUGACACAUUGCUGGCAGCAGCUCAAUGUUAAAGGGGAGAGAGCGAGGUGUGAAGGGGUUAAUCAUUAGUGCACAACCUCCUGGAAGCGCCUGUGCACGCUACUCAUUCUAUGCACACAGUCACGUGAAGACAACUAGGACACCCCAAUGGCGCCAUCUUUGUGUUGUGUUCAAACUGCUGAGGGAAACAUGCGAGCAAACAUCAGUUUGAUCGUCAUUACACAAAUACUCAAUGAUGUUUUUCCACCAAUCCUGCUGAAAUAUUACACGCACAUGCUUGGCUGUACCAAAUUCUAAGUUACAGCGAGCGUUUUUUUGAUUGAGGCUUUUUGUAUUACAUGGCUCUGCCAAAGCAUUUUUAACCACAACCCACAGGGGGCGCCACAGAAGCCAUUUACAUGUGAAAGAAUUAGGAAUAGACCGUCACACCGUAAUUGACAUUGUCCAUAGUCCAGACAGAUCUAUAGAUGGACGCCCUCCAGGCAGUCUGUGUAGCUCAGCUGAUCAAUGUACUCAUCAGAUCACACACACACACACACACACACACACACACACACACACACACACACACACACACACACUCUGUUUGUAAAACCGCUGCCUUAUUACUGACUUUUUUCCUAACCUAGUCCAAAAAAAAAAACAGCACAAAGAAGAUAAUAAAUGUUUCUUAGUUUAUGUUUCUGGUGUUAAUAUCGCUCCUAAAGCCUCCAUCUCUACUUGGCAUUAUUAUUAUUACUACUAUUAUUAUUAAUACGACUUUUUAUGUUGUGUACUGUACAUCAAUCCUCCCUCCUCAUCAAUUCCACCUGUUUUUUUUUUUUUUAUUGUUGUAAAAUAACUCAAAUGUGUAAUUAUCCUUUUUUUCUUUUUUUAUUAUUAUUAUUUUAUUUCUUGUAUAUUUUUUUCCCCUGGGGGCAGGUAAAAAGGUUGCAUCUUUUUUAAAGAAAGAUGUGUUGUUUGUUUAAAAAAAAAAAAAAAAAAAAAGUCCUAUGUUUUCUUUCACCUCGUUUCCCCCGAGCUGUUGCGUAACACUCCGAUGGAGAGAUGAGCGCUAAUACCGUGACGUAAACCCCCUCCCCCAACCGGGUUGUUUAUUUUAUUUCUCCCUUUGCCCAAACUUGUAAUUAAGUUGUAAUCAGGGUUAAUUAAAACCAGUUAAAAAGUCAAAACAUUGAUGCCUGUGUUAUUGUCUGCUUGUCUUGUUUAUCUGCAUGGCUGUUAUUAUUCUUGCUACUCCCCCGUCACACAAGGAAGUUUAAUUACAACAAAUAGAUGAACAUCACUUGACUGAGGCAAAAUGAUGAAAGUAAGGGAAAAUGUCCUUUUUUUUUUUUUUAGGAACAACUUGAAUUGAUAUACUAAACCCAAAACCAGUGAAGUUGGCACGUUGUGUGAAUGGUAAAUAAAAACAGAAUACAAUGAUUUGCAAAUCUUUUUCAACUUAUAUUCAAUUGAAUAGACUGCAAAGACAAGAUACUUAACGUUCAAACUAUAAUAUUAGCUCAUUUGGAAUUUGAUGCCUGCAACAUGUUUCAAAAAAGCUGGCACCAGUGGCAAAAAAGAGUGAGGAAUGCUCAUCAAACACUUAUUUGGAACAUCCCACAGGUGAACAGGCUAAUUGGGAACAGGUGGGUGCCAUGAUUGGGUAUUAAAGCAGCUUCCAUGAAAUGCUCAGUCAUUCACAAACCAGGAUGGGGCGAGGGUCACCACUUUGUGAACAAAUGCGUGAGCAAAUUGUGUAACAGUUAAAG
Molecule: messenger RNA, 9478 nt
Organism: Entelurus aequoreus (snake pipefish)
Lineage: Eukaryota; Metazoa; Chordata; Actinopteri; Syngnathiformes; Syngnathidae
Gene: erfl3
Product: Ets2 repressor factor like 3
Exons: 5
Coding region: 447-2615 (722 amino acids)
Biological process (GO): regulation of transcription by RNA polymerase II; cell differentiation
Cellular component (GO): nucleus
Molecular function (GO): DNA-binding transcription factor activity, RNA polymerase II-specific; sequence-specific DNA binding
Source: RefSeq, a predicted model, not a curated record